Molecule: messenger RNA, 366 nt
Organism: Parnassius apollo (apollo)
Lineage: Eukaryota; Metazoa; Arthropoda; Insecta; Lepidoptera; Papilionidae
Source: the annotation of a GenBank genome assembly
AUGGAGAAUCGGAAAGCUGUCGGACCGGACGAGGUGCCAAUUGAAGCGUGGAAAGCGUUGGGGGCUCGUGGUGUGUGCAUUCUUACUAACCUUUAUAAUAGAAUCCUGAGCGACCGAAUAAUGCCCGAUCAGUGGCGGCUUAGUAUAAUAACGCCGGUCCACAAGGGUAAAGGGUUCGUUCAGGAUUGCGGUAAUUACCGCGGUAUAAAGAUGACGUCACACAUCAUGAAGCUCUUCGAGUGCAUUAUUGACACCAGGAUCCGACAGGAGUAUACAGUAUCGGACUCCCAGUACGGUUUCCAACCAGGACGCGGUACCAUGGACCCUAUAUUCGCCCUAAGGAUCCUCUGCAUUUUUUAUUCCUAG